Halichondria panicea is the source of this 4085-nucleotide messenger RNA. RefSeq lists its product as uncharacterized. The record is from RefSeq and is a predicted model, not a curated record. Lineage: Eukaryota; Metazoa; Porifera; Demospongiae; Suberitida; Halichondriidae. Gene Ontology annotation, cellular component: nuclear speck; presynaptic active zone. Gene Ontology annotation, molecular function: RNA binding. Bases 483 to 3998 code for a protein of 1171 amino acids. The transcript has 13 exons.
AGGGUUGGUGUGGGGGUUGUGAAACAAACUGUGGUUUCCAUCUCCCCAGGGGAAGGGCUUACUUCUAAUCCUCAGAUGAGCAUAAGGAGUGAACUCUGGGUGGCCAUGCUCUUCCAAGUGCUGAAGGUGAGCCUGCUCUUUCUUGAAAGAGCUGUAUGUGACAACGCCAAUACUUGGAAAGGCUACAAAGAUUGAUAUCAAUUUCCAUGUGGCCAUCGUUUUCAGAGCGUGAGUUUCUUCUUCGGCCCAUUCUUUUGCGAAUGUACUUUGUAACCUUCUCAAAGAUCCUUGAGAGAACUGGUUGAGGCGACGGACACCAAAUCUCAGAAUAGAGGCCAUGUUUUUUCUCUAGGUUUUCUCCUUGUUACUGAGGUCAGAGGUGAGUGACACUGUGGGUUAUUUAGAAAAUCACACAUGUUCUCUAGCUAGCUCUCUUGUGGUUGGUUUUUUUCUGCUCCAGAAAGAUAAAGGUUGAAAGUAAGAUGUGGCCCACUGGUGGUGGCUACUACUGGCCUCAAGCUGCUUCCAACAAUCCAACCCCUCAACAGAGCAAUCCUUCAGACUGGGCUGCCAAGGCUGUUCAAUGGGCUCAGCAGAAGACUGUUCACGAGCAAGCCUAUCAACAGCAUAUGCAGGUACAACAGCAGCAAUAUUUAAUGGCUGCUCAACAACAGAUGGCCCCUGCCCAACAGUACGCACAUUCGCAGAGGGCCCCUGCCCAACAGUACGCACAUUCGUACUCUCAAUCCCUGCCACCUGCUCAGAUGUCCAUUCCACAGCAAGUGCCAAUACAGCCUGCACAACCUCCAGUUCCUGCACAGGCCACACCACCAUUGUUUGCUCCUGCUCAGCAACCUACUCUACCAAAAGCGGCUAAUCCAUCUGAAUUAGGACCGGGACAUAUUGACUUCAAGCCACCUAUGAGUAAACAAUCUAGCUACUACAGUGGUUCAGGCGGGGGAAGUUUUGAACGCCAGCCUCCAGGAAGGCAUUUUUCACCAAGAGACACACACGAAAACUAUCGAUAUCCUGGUCCUCCGAGAAGCGAAAUGAGACCAAGAAUGCCUCAACAUCCUAGUCCAAGGGAGAGGGGACCACCCCCUCGUCAGAGGGGCUUUAGCCAACCUCGGAGUCAAUCUCCUGGAGGCUUUGUGCAAAACACUUACAACGACGCUCCUGUCCAUGAAGACUACCAACGCACUGAGUCUAAUGCAGAAACACAAUGGAACGAAAAAGAUGAAACUGUCGUUAAAAUGCGUAGAGCUGAUAUUGAUGACUCGUUGUAUGGUGAGCAUCCUGAUAAUCCUCCAACAUUUCUCCAAGACGAAUCUCACCCAAAACCUACAAGUUCAAGCAAAACUGAGAAGCUGAAACCAGCCAUGAAUUUGAGCUCUGGAAUGAGCCAACGUGAUAAAGAAGAUGAACACUUAUAUGCCAACACAGGAAUGACUAAAUCAAGUGCACCCACAGUGGCUAGUCCUAGUAUAAACAGAGAAGGUGUGGGAGUCAUUCCUGGUUUAGGAGAGCCUCUCAGCAAAGCUUCUCCCAUCCUCCCCGUGCAAGAAGAAGAAAAAGCAAAAGCAAAAUCAGCCAAUGCUGAGAAUAUGUUAGCGUCUCUAGGGAAGCUGAUGACUGAGCUGCAGGGAUUAAAGGGGCUUACCUCUAGCCUACAGCUGCUCAAUGCAUUACCUCAAGUAAAAAAAGAUAAAAGUGACCAGGCUCUGUCUGAAGAGGCCAACAAAAAAGCUGCUGCUCUGCUUGCCAAUGAAAGCGAUAGUGAUGGAGAGUCACAGACACACUACAGAAUAGGCAACCCUACUCCGGCGCAGACAGUGCAUGCAGAUAAAGAGCCUUCUCAAACAGGAGACGCUAGAGAGUUUGAUGGCUACAAUGUGACACCUCAGGUCUACAACACCUACUCACAGCAAGGGGACUAUCCAGAACAUACUGAUUACAGGGGUAGAAACGAGUAUUCCCAUGACUACAACAAGAGCUAUGACAAUAGAGAAUCUGGCUAUUCUGACCCCAAACGACCAGAAUACUACCCGCCGGAAAGAAAUCGCUUGGAGGACCGUGAAGUGUAUCAGGAGAAAGGAAAUUGGAGCGACUCGCGUGAUUUUGAUAUUCGUCAGAGGUAUCAGGACCAGGAGCGCCCUGCUGGUGACAGAUAUCCUCCCAUCGAUGGCCCACCUAUGAGGGAGGCGAGAUUCUCACCCGAGCCCCCUCCUAUGAGAGAGAGGUACCAGGCAAAUGAACGGAGGGAUGAUAGAUACCCCACAUUGCCCAGUACUAGUCCAUCUAUUUCGGAUCAAAGGUAUCAGGGGGAAGAGUACAGGAGACCUCCCCCUGUUGCGGAUGAUUACAGCUAUGUAGGACAAGGAUCAUCCCACACAGAGGAACACUAUCGUGAGCCUAGCCGUCCACUAGCAUCUCAGAUAGAAAGCUUUGACUAUGGCCAUGGGGGAGCCCCUGCUAUCGUUGACUACAAUCAUGGGAAAAAAAGCACGGGUUCUGAGUCCCAUUUCAUUGGACAAAGAUCAACAGGUUUUCCCCUCCCUCCUGAGCCCAGCUUUCCUGGCUACCCCGGCGUGGGUGGCUACAGCUUCUCUCCUGGCACCAUGCCAUUCUUUCCCGCUGUAGUAGAUUCGGCCCAGGCUGCCCUUAUUGCUGCAGCGUACACUGCACAAGCUGGGGAGGCUAAGCGUAAAGUUUUGCCUACCUGGCUAAGAGAUGAACUGGAGAAGAUGGAGGCCAAGAGACAGAAGGAGAUGGAAAAAGAGACGGAGGAAAAUAAGAAGCAAGCAGGAGUGGGACGUGCCACAUGGAGGGAUGAGGUUGAUUCUGACGAAGAUGAGGCAAGCAAAGAAGAAGAGAGGAAAGGAAGGAGCAAACGAUCAUACAGACAAAAAUCUCCCUCCCCGAAGAGGAGCACUGAACAAAAGUCCCCACCAAUCAAGCGCAAGAAAUUCAAAUUAAUGGAGGAUGACGAGGAGAAAGAAAUUGCUAAGAUUAUGAAGAUACGUCGAAUGUUGACUGAGAUACUGCUAGAAGUUACUGACCAGGAAAUAGACGUUGUUGCAAAUGAAGUGUUGGAAGAAGAAAAAAAGCCUAAGUUGUCUUUUGCUUUCAAGAACACUGCAACUAGUCAGGCAGACUCCGGCGAGAAUGUGUUGGCUGGAAUGAGUAUGUAUAACUCAGGGAGUGAAUCUGACCAAGAGCCCGAAGACAAGAAGAAACGCAAAUCCGACGAGAAGAAACACAGUGGCCCUGUCUUAGAUUCGCUAGAUGUUGCUAAGGCGUUUUCAGGUACUGUUGUCAACCCGACGGUCCCUAUUCCCCCUCCUUCCAAGGAGCACCGAGAAUGGGCAGACAAGCUGCUCUCAGACCUAACCCCUCGCUCCCGUAAAGAUAGCUCAAGGAAGUACGGCAAAAGUGAGGAGAAGCGCUCUCACUCUGACCGACGAUCUUCUCAAGGGGAAUACCACAAAAGUUCACACAAAAAAAGCAGUCGAGACAAGGAAAAAGAAUCUUCUUCGAAAAGCAAGGGUACAUCUCAUAGCCGUUCCAAGUCUUCUGAUACACCCACUAGUAGCAAAAGGUCAGCCUCUAAGGGCAUGUCCCAUUCUCCUCCUCCUCCAUCUGGACCAAGUUUAGCGACAGGCUUCACCGUACCUAAAUCCAUUAGGGGGAGGUCUCGAUCCCCUGGCAAAGGAAACCCAACAAAAAGGAAAAGCCGUCGCUCAAAGUCAGGAUCUUUCUCCCCUCCUCUACGCAAGGUCUCGUACAAAAAGGAUCGAAGUCGCAGCAGGUCCCCUCCUCCUAAUACUCAACGGUAUCAAGGAAAAAGUGUGUCAGCAGGAUUUCAAAGCAUGCAGAAAUCAAAUUGGAGUGAACCCAGGCACCAAAAGAAGGCCAGUCAAGAGGGUCAAAACAAAUCAAAUUGGAGUGAACCACGACCCCCUCGACCGAGCCUCCGAAUUGUCUCUACAAGAAAAUAACUCUACGAGGAUCAACCUCGGCUGUUACUGAUCAAAAUUUAUACCAACCUGUUCUUUAUUCUAAUAUAAAGCCUUUUCUUGAGUUAA